Molecule: messenger RNA, 1833 nt
Organism: Soboliphyme baturini
Lineage: Eukaryota; Metazoa; Nematoda; Enoplea; Dioctophymatida; Soboliphymatidae
Source: the annotation of a GenBank genome assembly
AUGACCAGCGGAGCUGGCAAGAUGGUGGAUGACGCCGAGUCUCGGAGGAAACAAAAAAUCCUGAUGAAGUUACUUGAAACUCCAGAAGAAAAACGAGCCCGACGACUGGCGAAGAAACUGGCGAAGGAGCAGAGGCGAAAGCAGGAGCUGGGAUGGGGCGAAGAGUGCCUGGGUUAUAGUAAUGCAGACAACCCGUUUGGGGACAGUAACUUGACACAGCCGUUUUCAUGGCAAAAGAAGUUAGUGAAAGACGGACUGGCGGACUUGGAUGCGCGUAAAAUUUGUAGCAUCAGCCGGGAGAAAUUGGAGAAGAACAAAAGAGAGUUGGAAAAAAUUCGCCAAAUGAGACAGGAGCGCGAAGCGCAGAAGGCUGAAUGGGAAAUGAUGCAGAGAGACAGAGAGAACCAACAGUUCGUAGAAUGGUCGAAACAGGAAGACAGGUUUCACCUGGAGCAGGCGAGGUUGCGCAGCCAAAUUAGAAUACAAGAAGGGCGGGCGAAACCGAUCGAUUUGCUGGCGCGUUACAUAAACCAGGACGACGAAGAAUAUGAUAAUCUUGACUUUGAGAUGCAUGAACCUUAUACAUACUUGGUUAGUUUUGAAAUUCGUGAUUACGAAGAUCUGUUGGAGGAUAUCAAAAUUUACCGAGCCCUGGAAGGUGACAAAAACGAUGAAUUUUGGUCUGACAUUACGGUGAUCGCUGAGGAUGAAUUGAAAAGACAGAAAAAUGCUGCCUCAUCUGAUGUAAUGUUUAUGGAAGAUCGACGCGAGGGCAUUCAUGCGACUGUCAGAGACGACAUUUCGAUAAUUUUAAAAGGCAAAAGCAGGGAACAGCUGAACCUGCUUGAACGGCAAAUUAUGCGAAAGAUCAGAUGCGGCGAAGAAGGAAUCGAUGUCGGCUAUUGGGAAACAUUGCUCGGGCAGCUGAAGGCCCACAUGGCGCGCGCGCGACUUCGCGAACGUCAUCAGGCAAUGCUGCGGAAAAAACUUGAACGCCUGAAGCAAGAACAAUUCGCGUCAGACGGAACCUCAGCACCAGUCGAGGACGAGGCGUCUGCAGAGAGUUCCACAUGUCCUGCUUAUGAUAUGCCUGUGCAGCCGUCGGCCGACAUUCCUGUACAGAAGGAAUCUUCCGAGGUUGAAAAGGACGGCUGUUCAGCGACUUCGUAUAUGGAAGAUUGUUACAGUCCGCCUUACCUAAAGGAAGAAGCGUUGCCGCACGGCAUUGAAAUCCUGGAUCCACUUGAUGACCUGCAUUGUCUGCAGUUCUCGCGUGAACAGCAGCGUCUCACCGGCGUGGCGACGUCGCAGAAGGACGCAGUAAUGGAAGCGGAGGCUCGCAAAGGAAUGACUAGCGAUGAGCUGUCGUUUUCGAUCGAAGCGCCACUCGCACAGAAGACUUAUCUGUGGUCAGACAAGUAUCGGCCACGCAAGCCUCGUUACUUCAACAGAGUUCACACGGGUUUCGAGUGGAACAAGUAUAACCAAACUCAUUAUGAUUUGGACAACGCACCUCCAAAGAUCGUACAAGGUUAUGUUAUUUUUCAGAUAUUCUACCCGGAUCUGCUGGAUUCAUCUAAGACGCCUGAAUUUGCGGUCAUUUCCUGUAAGCGUGACAUCGAUUUUGUGGUUCUGAAAUUUCACGCUGGUCCACCAUAUGAGGUAGGAGAAGACAAGUGCUGGUGUCUGAUCUGGCUGAUCAUUUCAGACAUUGCGUUCAAAAUUGUCAACCGUGAAUGGGAAGUGUCGCACAAGAAAGGAUAUCGCUGUCAGUUCCAGAACGGCAUAUUUCAGUUAUGGUUUCAUUUCAAAAAAUAUCGAUAUCGCCGAUGA